AAUACGUAGAGGAUCUUCGAUAAGUUAAUUUUCGUGUGAUUGGCGAGCAUUUGAAGUAGAAAGUUCAAUUUUGUACAAAACAUGGGAAUUCCCAACAUGCACCUCUUUUUGCGCUAAAGAUACAUCUAUGGUAGCGGACGACAGGUAACUGUGACGUCAGCUUACGCAUGCGCAGAAAGGAAUCUUAUGAGGGAAAAUUCCCACGAUGUCCAUCACUGCCGUCACCAUGGCGAUUCAUCCCAAUAGAGAUAGAAAUGCCAUCGUCCUGAGGACGUCAAGUUCAGGAUAACAGCCCCUAUAUAUUUAUCUGAUGAAAUUUGUGAAAUAAAAGAAACGCACUAGGAGAAACGUUUUAACAAAAUAAUGGCACUUGCAAAUAUAUCUGGUAUUCCCGAUAAGCACUGGCAACCACCAUUUGUAGCGCUUGAAACAACCAUGGGCGAAAUCACCAUCGAGCUCUAUUGGAAACAUGUUCCAAUCACGUGUAGAAAUUUUGCUGAACUUACACGGCGUGGAUAUUACAAUGGAACAAAAUUUCAUAGAGUCAUUAGAGAUUUCAUGAUACAAGGCGGGGAUCCUACGGGAACAGGAAAAGGUGGUGUAUCUAUUUAUGGAGAAUGCUUCGACGAUGAAGUUCACGAUGAUCUAAAACACACAGGUGCUGGAAUAGUAUCUAUGGCUAAUUCUGGACCAGAUACGAACGGAUCGCAAUUUUUUAUUACAUUGGCACCUACGCAGUGGCUAGAUGGAAAACAUACGAUUUUUGGUCGAGUUCAUACUGGUAUGGCGAUAGUAAAGAGAAUUGGCUUAGUUGAAACCGAUAGGAAUGACAGACCCGUUGAUGACAUAAAAAUUGUUAAAGGAUCUGUAAGGAAUGCUUAAUAAAAUAAAGAGACUUUAUUAUUUGUA
Messenger RNA from Colletes gigas, 909 nucleotides. RefSeq names its product peptidyl-prolyl cis-trans isomerase-like 1 (gene Cypl). NCBI's taxonomy places the organism in Eukaryota, Metazoa, Arthropoda, Insecta, Hymenoptera, Colletidae. Gene Ontology annotation, cellular component: catalytic step 2 spliceosome. The record is from RefSeq and is a predicted model, not a curated record. Gene Ontology annotation, biological process: protein peptidyl-prolyl isomerization; protein folding. Bases 364 to 882 code for a protein of 172 amino acids. Gene Ontology annotation, molecular function: peptidyl-prolyl cis-trans isomerase activity. The transcript is spliced from 6 exons.